CUCACAGCGUCCAGCGGACCAAUAGACGGGCAGCCCAGCCGCGCUCGCAGGCAACGCGAUCGCGCAGCGAAGAAACGGAUCCCCAGCCGUCGUACCGCGGCGCUCCGAACCGCUCCCGGGCAGCCAGCGACGAUGCUAAAGCUCCUCCUCCUCCUCGCGACAGCAUGGGCGCAGAUGACCAUCAACCGCGUGCCUAUUGGGAAUGCACAAAGACGCAGCGGCGCCGGUUCCCUAGUACUGGAAGUCCAGGGCGUGGGCAACCUUACCGUGCCGGCGAACGAAGAUCCCGCGACGGCCGUCGAGCGCUUCGCGGCGAGAGCCACGGAGGCGGGUUUCCGGAUGAACAACGUGACCAUGCUGAACAUGAUGGAGUGGCUCUGCGAGAGAAGGCAGUGCACGCGACCUUUGACCGGUCCGGUCAUGCUCGAAGUGACGGGAGCGGGAAAUUUAACGGUCCUGAUGCACGAAGAACCGGCGGCCAAAGUCGAGGAGUUCGCGGCCAUGGCCGUGGCGAACGGCAUCCCGUUCAACGUCGAGACGAUGCGGAGUAUGCUCAAAAGUCUAUGUAAUUCUCGCUCUUGUUUUAGGGAUAUUGCCGGUCCUCUCACACUCAAUGUGACAGAUGUGGGGGAAUUUACGGUGCUGCCCUGGGAGGAGCCGGCUGAUAGAGUGGAAUAUUUCUCAGGAUUGGUUGUCGAGGCUGGUUUAGGCAUGACCCGUCAAAGCGCUCAACAGAUGCUCGAGUGGUUCUGUCAGCGACGCGUCUGUCGGAGGGGUCUGACGAGGCCGUUGACUUUAUCAAUAGGAGAAGUGGGCAACGUGACGGUGCGACCCUUCGAGGAGCCCGCUUAUGUGAUUGAACGAUUCUCGUCCGCCGCGACGGCUGCCGGUUUACAAAUGAACGUCGAGACGAUGCUCGCGGCCUUGGAGUGGUUCUGUGCCCGACGAUCGUGCCACCGACCGAUCACGGGGCCCCACCGCUUGGUCGUGAAUGGGGUGGGCAAUAUUACGGUGCGGCCCUUCCAGGACCCGGCGGCCGUCGUCGAGCGGUUCUCGGCGCAAGCGUCGGAGAUGGGCUAUGGGAUUACCGCAGAUGCUAUGCUCCAGAUGCUCUCGUACUUCUGCGAGAGGAGGUCCUGCCAUCGGCGAUUGACGGGGCCCUGGACUUUGCAGUUGGAUGUCGCCAACGUGACGGUGCGACCCUUCGAAGAGCCGGCGGCCAUCGUCGAGGUGUUUGGAGCGAAGGCCCAGCAGGCGGGCUUGGAAGUCGACGAGGAGAUGCUCCAACAAAUAUUAAACUUCUUCUGCGAGCGGCGGUCGUGUCAUCGACCUUUGAAUCCAGCAUUGGAGAUCAACGUGCCCGAUCUCGGUACAUUGAAAGUCGCGCCGCACGAGGACCCCGCCGACGCCGUGGAACAGUUCGCUUUGGUAGCGAUGCAGAAGGGCCUGGACAUGACUGGUAAACAGAUGGUCGAGAUGUUGACACUGAUCUGCGAGCAGCGCGUCUGUCGCAGAUUGGGCGUGCGGCCGCCGUCGGAGCUGAACCAGACUUCCACUGAGUCUCUGAUGCCGCCCGAGGCGGAGGCGGCCGUCCCGGAGGCGCCCCUCCCCGCCGCCGAGACGAGCACUACCGAGUAACUAGACCUCCCUUCUGCUCAAGUUCCUGCUCGACGGCGUACCCGGGGAGGUUGCCUUUAGAAAUAGGAA
This is a messenger RNA of Pelagomonas calceolata, 1707 nucleotides long. The record is from the annotation of a GenBank genome assembly. NCBI's taxonomy places the organism in Eukaryota, Pelagophyceae, Pelagomonadales, Pelagomonadaceae.